UGAUGGUGGUGGUGUGAAUGAGUGGUGGUGUUGUUGAUGGUGGUGACACGCCGUGACGUGGUGGUGACGUCACGGCGUCCCGUGUUCGUGUUGACACGAGAGCCGGGCCCGAGCUGCGCGUCCUUCCUCGCCGCCUCCGCCGCGUGCGACACCCGCGAUCAACGUCCGGUUAAGAUCAAUUCCAUUACCAGGUCGGCGGACCCCCGCGCCAGCCAUCAUCGUCAUCGUUGGGGCAGCCCGGUUGGACAUGAGCGCCGGUUAAGAGGUGCAGCUGGUGUCUGCGGCUGCGUCGUUGAGGGCCCCCUCACCAGUCGCCACGCACAGCUCGCGCCAGCCUCAAGUUUAAGCCAACGAAUUCGGGUCGGCUCCGCUAAUCUUGAAAACAUCAGAGCGGUCGCGAUGGGCGGAGCGGUGAGCGCGGGCGAGGACAACGACGACCUGAUCGACAACCUGAAGGAGGCAUCGUACAUCCGCUCCGAGGAGGUGGAGAGGGCCUUCCGUGCCGUGGACCGCGCCCAGUACUACCUGGAGGAGUUCCGCGACAGUGCAUAUCGUGACCUCGCCUGGAAGCACGGCAACAUCCACCUGUCGGCCCCAUGCAUCUAUUCUGAGGUCAUGGAGGCACUGAAGCUGCGGCGUGGGCUAUCCUUCCUUAACCUGGGCAGCGGCACAGGCUACCUGAGCACCAUGGUUGGGCUCAUGUUGGGUCCAUUUGGUGUGAACCACGGCGUGGAGCUGCACGGGGACGUGGUGGAGUACGCACGUGAGAAACUCGAUGCCUUCAUCAAGACAAGCGACGCCUUUGACAGGUUUGAGCUGUGUGAGCCACGCUUCGUGGUCGGGAACUGCCUGGAGAUGCGCGUGGAGAGCGUGCAGUACGACCGUGUGUAUUGCGGCGCUGGCGUGCAGAAGGACCACGAAAACUUCAUGAAGAACCUGGUGCGCGUUGGGGGCAUCCUCGUCAUGCCCAUGGAGGACCAGCUGACACAGAUCACACGGACAGGACAGAACGCGUGGGACGUGAAGAACAUUCUGGCCGUGUCCUUCGCUUCGCUGGUGCUGCCCGGAACCACGCGCACGGACGGCGGCAUCUGCCUGCCUCUCCUGGAGGUGCGCUCUCUGCAAGAUCUGGCCCGUCUCGCUAUCCGGCACACGCUGCGAGAGCUCAUUAAUGCCGAGACGGGAGGUCAGGGCUUCUACUCGAGCCCUCGGCCCCCCAAGCCAAGACGUAAACGCCGUCGUCCCCGUGGCCGUCGCAUCAACACGUUUGUGUUCGUGGGGAACCAGCUGCUGCCGCACCACUUCGACUCGGACUAUGAGAGCGACGAAGCCCGUGCGGAGGAGGGGGGGGGCGGCGGGGGCACCGGCGACGGCGCCAGGGAUGCGUGCGAGGGCGCCGACCCCGACGCGGACGACGCGGAUCCCGAUGCCGUUGACCGCGACGCGGUCCCGGCGCUCGGGGAAGACGGCGCCGCCGCGUCGGCCGUGGUGGCCACGCCCAAGGGAUGCGGCGGCGGCAACAGCACGGGCACCAACUGCGUGGGUGGCGCGCACAGCACCAGCUCCAGCAGCUGCAGCAGCGCUAGCGGCGCUGCGGGUGGGCGGCCGGCGGGGGAGGAGCCCGAGCGCAACUUCCUGCGCGAGCGCGUGCUGGCGCUGCCCCUGCCCGAGGCCCUCAAGGCGUUCCUGCUCUACUUCCGUGAUAAGUGACGGCCUCCUGAAGGAGGAGGCGUGAAGCGUCGCAAAGCGCUCUCGAUUUGACGACCGCGAAGAUAACAUUUCACCGAACUGCCGGCCCCGCACGGCGCUUGGCGCUUGUCACAGGACACGCGCUCAGGGAAUUCUUAAAAAUGCCCCUCGAGACGAGCGUCUGAGUCUGCUGCUGCUGCUGCCGGGACCCUCGGCUUCCUCCAGGGAGCGACCCCCUCCUCCCUCGCGCCGCAGGCCUGGGCUCCACUCUUCCUCGGUGUUGCUUGUGGAGCACCGGACCGCUUGUAGGGUUUUAGGGCAACAUCUAGCCUCUACUAAAUCGCUGCUCUGUACUUCACGCAGCAAGUAGUCUGUUUUGACCGCUUAGAGUGUGUAGAGAGUCACUUUUUCCACCCAAGUGUUUAUGUGAUGACUUAAGCAGAGUGGGUCCGGUAGCAUUGCCUCUGUCAAACGAGGAGAAAACCCCGUGGGCUUGCACCGAUCCACUUUUGACGCUGUACAUGAGUUGUAAAUAGUGUUUAAGAUAAAACGUAAGAAAAAAAGUCUAAAAUAAAUCAUGUUAGCCUUGUAUCGCAAUAUUACACCGUUUUGAAAAGCUGAGCUGUGCGUCUCGUGUCCCUGGGCUGUGUGACUCCCACAGGGCUGCGAGGGGGUUGAGGGUCAGGGUGAGGUGACUGCUGCUCGCCACUCUUUGCUCGCUCCGAGCGGGGAGGUGUGCGGGCAGCCACUGCGGUCGGUGAGCACUUUAGCACACGCGACAGCGGGUCCACUCGAAAUCGACGAGGCCGCGAGGACCCAGCGGUGCCACAGCCCCUCUGCUCGGGAACGCUGCUGGGGAUGGCAGGGGAACACGGUGGUGCCGUGGACGCGGGGCCCUGCGCAGCGAGCGCCACUCCCUCCCUGUAGGCAAUUAGAGCAGCGCACGUCGUCAUUGUUCGUUUUUUUAUUAUUAAUGUAGGGAUGCAUGUGUUUUUCACUUUUCAUGAAACACAAUGUCAGCCGAUUUGUAGCCGAUUUUCAGUGGAGAGCAGUGGUAAGGGUCACAGAGUUUGGUGAUGUGGAAGCUGAGGUUUUUGCAGAAAAAUUUUCAACGGAAUGGAAUUUCGUGGAAUCCCGGAUGCGGAGAGAAGUCUGAGUCUUAGCGCUGGCGCGAGGGUGCCAGGACAUGGGUGGCGGCGCGGGUAGAGAUGUUCCUCGAUGUGCGUCACGGAGUCAUGUAGAUAAACGCAAUCAUCAAUAAAAAUGAGAAUCAAAGUUG
Messenger RNA from Lethenteron reissneri (Far Eastern brook lamprey), 2968 nucleotides. RefSeq names its product protein-L-isoaspartate O-methyltransferase domain-containing protein 1-like. Gene Ontology annotation, molecular function: protein-L-isoaspartate (D-aspartate) O-methyltransferase activity. Gene Ontology annotation, cellular component: cytoplasm. The record is from RefSeq and is a predicted model, not a curated record. Lineage: Eukaryota; Metazoa; Chordata; Hyperoartia; Petromyzontiformes; Petromyzontidae. Gene Ontology annotation, biological process: protein modification process.